Messenger RNA from Quercus robur (English oak), 645 nucleotides. Its product is annotated as secreted RxLR effector protein 161-like. The coding region runs from base 1 to 645 and encodes 214 amino acids. Lineage: Eukaryota; Viridiplantae; Streptophyta; Magnoliopsida; Fagales; Fagaceae. The record is from RefSeq and is a predicted model, not a curated record. The transcript has a single exon.
AUGACGAGACAAGUUCCUUAUGCUUCUGCAGUGGGAAAUCUCAUGUAUGCCAUGCUUUAUACUAGACCAGAUAUUUGCUAUUCAGUUGGCAUGGUCAGCCGAUAUCAAUCAAAUCCAGGACCAAAACAUUGGCAAGCUGUAAAGCAUAUUUUCAAGUAUCUACGAAGAACGAGAGAUUAUAUGCUUGUUUAUCGGUGUGAGGAUUUGAUUCCCAUUGGCUAUACAUAUUCAAACUUUCAGUCAAAUCUAGAUUUCAGAAAAUCCACCUCAGGAUGCGUAUUCACCUUGGGAGGUGGACCCAUAAGUUGGAGGAGUACUAAGCAAUCUUGUAGUGCGGACUCCACCAUGGAAGCUGAAUAUGUUGUUGCUUGUAAAGCGGCAAAAGAAGCUGUAUGGCUCAAGAAAUUCCUUUCUGAUCUUGGUGUAAUGAGAAUGGAGCAAGUUCCCAUCACAUUGUUUUACAACAAUAAUGGAGCAGUUGCACAAUCCAAAGAUCUAAGAAAUCAUAAGAAAGGAAAGCACAUUGUUCGAGACAUUGUUGCUUGUGGAGAUGUAGUGGUUGCAAAGAUUGAAAGUGCAAAUAAUCUAGCAGAUUCUUUUACCAAAGCCUUGCCUCAAAGGACUUUCGAGUCACAUUUGGAGUGA